AUGUCACCUGGCGAUUCGGCACUCGACUAUGCAAAAAGACAAGCCGGCAAUGUGAGCUCUCAAGCUCCGUCCCGCCCUUCCAGCGAGAAUGACGCGAACGGCACCGUCUCGACUUCGAACGAGCAUCCCUCAAACGAAGCGGGACCCUCGCGACCUCGAUCCAUGGGAAGCGAGCGAUCCGCUUCGCCCCAGCAAGGAACGACGCCGAAAGUGCCCACCAAGCGAAGGAGGCUCAAUGCAGAGCUCGCUUUUUCCAGUCCAGGUCCAGCUUUCCAAGUUGAGCAGCACGGAAGUGAAGCUCAAAGCGACAGCAAUGACAGCUCUGGAAGGGCGCGUCGGCCGCGUCGCAGCACCACACUCACCAAAAGUGGCAGCAACGAAUCGCAGGAUCGUCGUUCAUCGGCUCAUAUCCCCAAACGGAAAGAAGAGGCCGGCGAGUCGAGAAACCUGGCCGAGUCGGUCCCAAAGAACAAGCUCAAACUCAAUAAUGGCAAAGCAAGAGCGUCAGAUGAAGUGGAAUUACGCGAGUCUUCGCUCAGUUUGGUCCUUCCCAGUCGAUCUAGAUCGAGGAGCAAAUCGGUGGUCAAACUCGAGCCCGAUCAAGAUUCGGCGUUUCCACAGGAGGUUGCCACGCCCACUUUGCAACCAACUCGUCCAAAACCGCAAAUCACACCGUUGACUGCGCUCAACCCACAGGCCGCUCUAUCUGAGAUCCUCGCUCGUAGACGGAGCGAAAGAAUCGCUUUAGCGCAGUCGGAUCUCGAAGACGUUCAUGAUGGUCACGACAUGCUCGUCCGAGAGCUCUUCCACCUCACCAAAUUCGUUACCAUGGUCGGCUACGAUCCUGAUGUUGCUCGCACCGAUCAAAGCGACGUCUUCACCACUUUCAAGCAUGCACAUGACCUUCGCUUCAGUCUCGAUGAUUCAGGUUCCGGGGCUGAAGCGUCGACUGCGGCACGUGUCACUCGAAGGCGGGUGAAUGCCAGACUCGAAAGCCUCUCCCUCAAGCGUCCGGAUCCUCCAAGCACUCCCUCCACACCAAGCUUUUCCAAAGUCAAGGUUGACGACGACAAGAAAUCUGCUCCAGAAGGCAGACGAAACAGACGGUUUUCGAGCGUCACGGGUGCUCAGCCUCGUGUCAAUGGCGCGCACACGUUGGAGACCGGACACAGUGACGAUACGGACGACUCGAGUGAGGAGGAGGAUAGCGAAGGCUCGGACCUCGACGCAUACAGCCCUGACGGUAGAGAAAAAGGCGACGCGAAGGACUACAACGCUUCACGGAAGGGUGAUGCCAAGCGGGCUCGGCUUUCAUCUACACCGCACAAACGACAUCGUGCCAAGGUGCAAGAUGCCUCAUCUAACGCACCCGUCAAGCGCACCGGGCCUCGAAAGAGCAAGGCUUUGGACGAGCUCGAUGCCUUCAUUCUGCGACAACAACCGCGGCCCUUGCCUGAUCAUCCGCCGCCACUCCACAUCCUCGCACCUCACCAAAUCCCGGCGCACCGACGCUUUGGUGGCGACCUCGAUGCCCUUUACGAAUCUUUCAACAUGUUGCAAGAUGAUGAAGGUGGUCUCGAGGACGAUGACUUGGAGACCUACAUCAAGCUCGACCAAAGAUGGCGUGCCGGUCUUCCAAUUCAUCCCGAAGCUGGCUCGACAACGCGGCACGCCGUUCAGAAGGUCCCUCGCAACAAAUCGCAUCAUGACCAUCUACUCGAAUCCGUCACUUCGAGCUAUUCACAGAUGCGACAAUACGCCAAGCUCAAGCAGCAGAAUUCUCGCAAAGUAGCUCGCAUGAUUGCGCAGCACUGGGAGCGUCAGCUCGGCACUUCGGAGCGCGAGAAGAAGGCCGAGGAACGUCGCCUUCGCGCAUUGGCCAAGUGGACUCUCCGCGAGGUGCUCAAGCAGUGGCGUCUCGCUGUCAACGUCGUCAGAGCAAGAAAGGCAGCCGCUGAGAAGGCAGAAAAGGAGAAGUCGGAUAAAGAGCAGCUCAACGCCAUUCUUGAGCAGAGUACCGCCAUGCUCAAGAAACAGCACGAGGUUAUGACGCGUGCCGACAGCUUGGAUGAUAGCGACGAUGAAGGAAGCGAUAGGACCAACUAUGGUAGCGAUGGGUCCGCUGAGUCCGAAAUCUCGGAUAUUGACGACGACGACAACCAACUGAUUCAGAUUCAGGAUGAGUUGCCGUCAGUGUCACCAGAGCAGUCUCUCGACAUGUUGACACCUGUUCCGGAGGAAGCCGACGGUAGCAAGGAUCGCGUAUCUAACACAACCGAUCAUGAAGCUGCCACUGCCAAUGGCGACCCUACUGUCGUCGUCGAAUCCGAAUCGCAACCUUCUCGAAGGCCCCAAAGGCGAACGGCUCGCACGAAGACUUUCAAAGCGAGAGAUUCGAAGCUGGAUGCGGACGACAUCGAGUUCAACGAUGCUGGUAACGAUGACGAACAGGAAGACGCUGAGCUUGAGAGGCAAAUGUUGGAAGAGGAUGAGGAGGACGACAGCGAAGACGCAGGGCUUGCAGCGGAUGCCAACAUACCCAUCGAAGAGCUGCUCAAGCGAUACGGCUACGGACAGGAAGCCGAUCAAGAUGCAGAGGACAGUGACGCUGGCGAGGAUGCUGUCAGCAAUGACGAUUCUCUUGAAAACUCUGCGACCAAAGACGGUAGCGAGGAUGUAGCAGCCGUUGCUUCAAUCAAGAUACAAGAAGACGCAGAGGUCGAAGAAGAGCGCCCAGUCCAAGAGGACAGUAUGCCAGACGAAGCAAUGGAUUUGGAGGACGAUGCAGUCUCGACAGCUCUCAAUCGACCGUCGGAUGCACUGCUCGUCGACGAUCAUAGCGAUGCAGAGUCUGCUGCUACGAGUGGACGUCGCAGCAGUCGUCGCUCCAUGACACGUGCUUCUUCCAUCGUCUCCUCGGAUCGACAUGCUACUCGUUUGCGCCAGCCCUUCCUGUUACGUGGACAGCUGCGCCCGUACCAACAGAUUGGCUUCGAAUGGCUAUGCAGCUUGUACGCCAACGGCGUCAACGGCAUCCUUGCCGACGAGAUGGGUCUAGGCAAGACCAUCCAAACCAUUUCGUUGCUUGCCCAUCUCGCCUGUGACAAAGGUGUCUGGGGCCCCCAUCUCGUCGUCGCACCCACCAGUGUCAUGCUCAACUGGGAGGUUGAAUUCAAAAAGUUUCUUCCUGGAUUUAAAAUCCUGUCGUACUACGGCAACCAGAAGGAGCGCAAGGAAAAGCGAAUUGGUUGGAACACUGAGAACAGCUUCAAUGUCUGCAUCACCAGCUACCAACUCGUGCUAGCCGAUCAGCACAUUUUCCGCCGCAAACCGUGGGUCUACCUUGUGCUGGACGAGGCACAUCACAUCAAGAACUUCCGAUCGCAACGAUGGCAGACGUUGCUUGGUUUCAACUCGCAACGACGGCUGUUGCUGACGGGUACGCCUCUGCAGAACAAUCUUAUGGAUCUGUGGUCGUUGAUGUACUUCUUGAUGCCGAACGGUGCUACCGAGUUACCUGGAGGUGGCGCAUUCGCAAAUAUGAAGGACUUCCAGGAUUGGUUCUCGAACCCACUCGACAAGGCGAUCGAAGGCGGUACGAGUAUGAACGACGAAACUCGUGCCAUGGUGCAGAAGCUGCAUGCUGUGCUGCGACCAUACCUCUUGCGUCGUCUCAAGAGCGAGGUGGAAAAAGAGCUACCAAGCAAGUACGAGCACGUCAUUACCUGUCGACUGUCCAAACGCCAACGAUUUCUGUACAAUGAUUUCAUGUCGCGUGCCAAGACGCGCGAGAGUUUGGCGAGCGGCAACUACCUCAGCAUCAUCAACUGCUUGAUGCAGCUGCGCAAGGUGUGUAACCAUCCGGACUUGUUCGAGGUGCGACCGAUUGUCACCAGUUUUGCCAUGUCGAGAUCGGUGGUUGCGGAUUACGAGAUCAAGGAUCUUCUUGUGCGACGUCGGUUGCUGCAGGAGAAUGUUUGGGAAAAGGUGGACUUGGACGUGACCAACUUGCGCAUCACGGAUGGUGAAGAGCAUCUGACAGCGAUCGAAUCGCGCGAUCUGCGCCGGUUGAAUGCGGCCAAGAAGCUACCACACUUCCGCGAAGCGGUGCCGGAACCUCGGGAACUCGAUACGUGGACGCUGGAAGGAUUCGAGCGUUCGAGAGAGCAACGAAAGCUGGUGGAUCGGAUGGAGAAAUGGAAGCACAUGGCGUAUCUGAACCAGUACCGCUGUACCAAGCGACCGAUUUACGGAUCUGGGUUGAUCAAGAUGCUUACAGAGGCAGGCGAGGCGGCGCGAUUGGAGCCGCUGGAGCAGCAUGAGUCGGAUCGAAGAGGCUUCCUCACUCGCUGUGACUCUGUACUGCGCAUCGUGCAGUCCCGAUCUACGCGGCGAGAAAACAUGCAAGCUCUGAUCGACCGUUUUGCCUUCGUCACGCCACGCGCAGUUGCGGUCGACAUGCCUCGUUGGGCGCUGCCCGGGUUGGAAGCUCAUCAACGACCCGACAUGGUCAAGCGUGAGUUUGACACUGUCCAUCCAGUCGCGGUGAAGCUUCAUAUCGCGUUUCCCGACGCCUCACUGCUCCAAUACGAUUGUGGUAAGCUUCAACAACUCGACAUCUUGAUGCGUCGGCUGAAAGAGGGAGGACAUCGAAUUCUCAUCUUCACCCAGAUGACGCGCGUGCUGGACAUUCUCGAGUCGUUCCUCAACUACCACGGCUACCGGUAUCUGCGUCUGGAUGGAGCGACCAAGGUUGAGUCGCGACAGGCGUUGACGGAACAGUUCAACCGAGACGCGCGCAUUUCGGCAUUCAUUCUUUCGACGCGUUCGGGCGGGUUGGGGAUCAACCUAACUGGAGCGGACACGGUUCUCUUCUACGACCUGGACUGGAAUGCGGCGAUUGAAGCGCAGUGCAUGGAUCGAGCGCAUCGCAUAGGUCAAACGCGCGAUGUGCAUAUCUAUCGCUUUGUCACUGAGCACACGAUCGAAGAAAACAUGUUGCGCAAAGCCAACCAGAAGCGACUGUUGGACAACGUGGUGAUCCAACAGGGCGAGUUCAACACCGAGACGCUGGCCAAGCGGCUGGAUUGGACGGACAUGUUGGACGAGAGUGGCAAGAUUGGCGAUGUCGAGGUGGUGGUGGCCGAUCAGGGUGUAGGGGCGAGGGACGUAGAGAGCGCGUUUUUGCAGGCCGAGGACGACGAGGAUCGUCAGGCGGCGUUGAGGGCUAGGCACGAGAUGUUUAUCGACGAUGCCGACUUUGAGGAGCACCAGCCCAGCACGAGCAGGCCCAACACCGCAUCGGCGACUCCGCUUGCCCAUACCGCGAGCGACGGCGCGCGACCUGACAAUGGCGCGCACGCUGCAGACGCACUAGACGCCCACGAAAUCGAGAACGAGCACCAAGAGCAAGAGCAAGAGCAGGAGCAGGCCGCAUCUAUCGACGAUUACAUGCUGGCGUUUGUCGAAUCUGAUUGGCCCUUUUUCGCUUGA
Messenger RNA from Mycosarcoma maydis (corn smut), 5493 nucleotides. RefSeq lists its product as uncharacterized. The transcript has a single exon. Gene Ontology annotation, cellular component: Swr1 complex. The record is from RefSeq and is a predicted model, not a curated record. The coding region runs from base 1 to 5493 and encodes 1830 amino acids. Gene Ontology annotation, molecular function: histone binding; ATP-dependent chromatin remodeler activity; ATP hydrolysis activity. NCBI's taxonomy places the organism in Eukaryota, Fungi, Basidiomycota, Ustilaginomycetes, Ustilaginales.